This is a messenger RNA of Rosa chinensis, 2577 nucleotides long. Its product is annotated as GTP-binding protein At3g49725, chloroplastic. Bases 352 to 2142 code for a protein of 596 amino acids. NCBI's taxonomy places the organism in Eukaryota, Viridiplantae, Streptophyta, Magnoliopsida, Rosales, Rosaceae. The record is from RefSeq and is a predicted model, not a curated record. Gene Ontology annotation, molecular function: GTP binding; ribosome binding. The transcript is spliced from 16 exons. Gene Ontology annotation, cellular component: cytoplasm.
AGGAAAGCCUCACUUCCUCGUCAGUCGUCAGUCGUCACUCAGUCGAGUUUGAAGAAAAGCCUCAAUUCCUCUUCUCAACCUCACUUCCUCAAUUCCUCUAUCGAAACGUCGUCGCUUCCUGAAGGAUUUCUCUUUCAAUACUCCGACGCCAUUGCUGAAACCCUCAACUCGACCACUUCAGUCUUCAGAAACUAUUGAAGAAGCAUGGUUUGAUCCGGUUGCAAUAUUGGAAUUUGGAAUCUGACUGUGAUGAAGAUUACCCAAGUGUUCAUGAUGGUGAUUUUUCUCACAUCAAUACCGAACUGGGCCUAGAACGACGAAGAAGAAAGAAGAUUCACCCAAUCUAUUUGAAUGCUGAGAACCAUUUCUAUCUCCUGGACUCCUCUGAGGUCCCUCUUCCAAAAUCGAGCUCCUCAUUGUUCAAUCCCAAACCAAACCCCAUCACCACCAUGUACCUCUUCCAGUUUGAUCUCCUAUUCUCUUUACUCGACGUCAUCAAAGCAAGAGAAGGAGGACAGAAAUGAGGUCGUUUCGCUUUUCAACAGAGAUCCAGCUGCCCCUCCAAGGCUCUUUGUGGUCCAGCCCCGGCUUCGUCCCGAUUCUAUCUUGCACGCUAAGCUCAACGAAGCUCUCAGCCUUGCUAACUCUCUUGAAGAACAGCGAAAUGGAUGCUUCGAAAACAAUUUGUGUGAUAAGGAAACACCACCGCACGUUGUUGUUCAAAACCCAAUAGUGAGGCACCAAACUCGUGCAGAUACAUAUUUUGGAAAAGGAACUUUGGAAGCUGUUAAGUGUUAUCUGAAUGCUGCGGAAGAAAAGGAUCAAGUGGAUGCUGUUUUUGUGAAUACAACUCUGUCUGGAAUUCAGCAGAGGAACUUGGAGAGAGUGUUGGGCAAACCAGUCUUGGACCGUGUGGGUCUAAUAAUAGAGAUUUUCAAUGCUCAUGCCUGCACAAAGGAGGGAAAGCUUCAGGCCGAGUUAGCAGCACUAAUGUAUAAGAAAACAAGACUUAUACGAAUGCGUGGUCCAGGUGGACGCUUAGGUUUUGGAAUGGGUGGAGAAGCUGAAGUUGUUAGUGCCCGAGGGAGAGGAAAUGCUGGAGCUGGAUUCAUUAGUGGGGCAGGAGAAACUGAACUUCAACUUCAACGACGAAGAAUUUUAGAAAGGAGGAGUAGUCUGCUGCAACAAAUUAAGGAUGUUCGUCGUACUCGAGCUGUGCAACGUGCUUCUCGCAAGAGGCAUGGAAGCUCUGGUCAAGGCUUAGCUACUGUUGCUGUUGUGGGGUAUACAAAUGCUGGGAAAUCUACAUUGGUGAGUGCCCUCUCACAUAGUGAUCUCUACAGUGAUUCUCGAUUGUUUGCAACAGUUGACCCUAGAUUGAGAAGUGUACUUCUUCCUUCAGGGAGGAAAGUGCUUGUUAGCGAUACAGUAGGAUUUAUUUCAGAUUUGCCAGUGCAGUUGGUGGAAGCAUUUCAUGCGACUUUAGAAGAAGUUGUGGAGGCUGAUCUGCUUGUGCAUGUGUUGGAUUGCACUGCUCCUAAUCUUGAGGAGCACCGAUCAACUGUGUUACAUGUUCUUGAGCAAAUCGGUGUAUCCAAGGAGAAGCUUGAGAAUAUGAUAGAAGUUUGGAAUAAGAUUGACAAUGAGGGAGAGGAUAGGGGAAUGGAUGUUAAUGAAUCUCUUGAUGAUGGUGAAGAUGGUGAAGAUGGUGAGGUGAGCGGCCUCUCAGAAGAAGAUGAUGUGGAGUCUGAGCUGUCACCAGGAGCAGCAAACUGUAAGGCUGAUGAUUCUUUGUCUGAGCUGUCAGCAGAGAAUCCCGAAGCGUUGGAUGACCAAGAACUCGAUUCAGAAGAUAACCAAGAUCAUUGGGGUGAAGAAGGUGGUUUCAGCAUGGGCUCUAAGACUCUGAAUGACCAACAAAGUGAGUCCCCUAAGGACUGGGCAGUGGAAAAACAAUUGCAAUCACAAGCUCCAUCUGGUCCACAUGUUAGAACUUCUGCCAUAACGGGAGUCGGCUUGCAAGAGUUGUUAGAGCUCAUUGAUGAGAAACUGAAGGUCCCAAAUGUUGUGGAAAAGGGUGUAUUUGAUCGAAAAUGGAGGCCCCCUCGUACAGAGGAGGCGGGGCUAGCAGUUGAACAAUGAUAAAUGCAUGUGAGAUGUUUGUUCAGUUAUGCUAUCUCUGAACAAAGACAGGCUUCUAUUGGAAGGCCCUAUUGACAGGGGUAACCGACAACUAUAGAGUGAAGAAAAUGGUGGCUCAUGGGAGAAUAAAUGUCAAGAAAGGACCCUGAAGAUAUUCUAGCAUCAAAGUUUCUUACAAGUACAUCAGUUUGAACAUUUCUUCAAGCCUUAGCCGUUUGGAUGUUCCUUCCGGUGCCCUUUGUGUGCUUUCUAUACCUAGAAGAAAAUAAAAGCAAUUUUGGGUGAAGAAAUGUGGAAUGUCUCGGUUUACACACCUCUCUUCUCUUGUGGUUUGUUUUUUUUUUUUUUUUGAUAGGUGGAUAGGCAAGGAGGAGAUCCUUCCUAUUCUCUUAUAAUAAGAAAAAGAAGAAUAAAGUACAAAGAAUUAAGCCAAAA